AUGUCAGAUAUUGAAUAUUUAGGUCCACCCGGAUUUGGGGAUCCUUCUUCUUCUAAUACACCUACAUCUUCAUCAUCACCAUCAGUUUCAUUAAGUCAAAGACGAACAUCUAAUUUCUUUCCAACCAAUAAUAAAACCUCGGAUGAGUAUUCGGAAAUGUUAUUUACGAAACAUCAACUUAAUUCUCCAAUCAUUAACGUCCUUCCAAAUAAUAAUAAUCAUAAUAAUCAUCAUCAUAGACGUUCAACUGCUUCUUCUACUACUUCUGUACAUACCAAUAAUAAUAAUAGUGGUAAUGGAAAUGGAAAUGGUUCAUCUAAAUUCUUUAGUGGUCCAUCAACAUCAUCAUCGUCAAUCAGUAUUGAUCCCAUGACUCCAUUCACAUCAUUAAAUGCUUCGUUGAAUACCACUCCAACCAUUGAUAAUAACAUGCCCUUGAAUCAUAGUAAUACUAGACUCACCCAAUCGUCAAUUGCUGUAUUUGGUGGUAUUGAUUUUGUAUCAUCGCCACCUCCCGUCAAUUUUAAUCAAUCACAAUCACAGUUUUAUUAUCAACAGACACCAACAACCACUACGACUACUACACGUCCUAGUUUUUCUAAUUCUAUAUCUUCACCUCAACAACAACAACCACCACCACCAAAAGCAUCAAGUACGUCGGCGUUAGGUGCGGCGUUACCAUCAAGUAAUAAUUCAGGAACUGCCACUACUACUACCACCACUACUAGAAGUACCAAUAGUACACCAAUUGCUAAUCCGUGGUCUAUAUGGAAUGAAUCCCCUAUAGGUGUUUCUGGAAAUGGCAAUGGAUCUAAACAAAGUCCAAGUAAUGGAAAUACACCGGUCUUAUUUGAUCAUUCUUCAUCUACUACGCCUAAACUUUCAAGUCUUCGUGAUUUUAUUAAUAGUGAUCUUAUGUUCCAAGAUGUGAUUGAAGAUGAUGAUGAUAUGGAUGAUAUUGGACCUGGACUGAAGUAUCGUAAUGAUUUAUUAUUCUCACCAUUUUUAAGUGGUGGGGGUGAUCAAUCUCAACAAUUUAAUCCAAUUCAUCAUCCUCUACAGCCACCACCUCAACCACAGUAUGUUGAUUUUCAAUAUCAAAGUAAUACCAGUCAUAGUAAUAAUAAUAAUAAUAGUAAUAAUUAUCAAGGUUCAAAUAGGACUAAUUCAAUGUCAUCAUCAGGAACAAUCAAACCCAAACGAGAAAAUAUCUAUGUGAAUAAAACCAAUAUUCCUCAAUUCAUCCCCUCAUCAUUCUCACCUCCAGUACCGAUAGCGACGAUGCCAACCCAUGCUAUUCCGAUUGAAAUAACUCAAUCAGAACGGAAUUUAGAAGAUAUGAGACAAUUAAUAAGUAAACCUCGAAGUAACUUCGGUGGAAUGGAUGAAGAAGUGUUAAGUGAUUCAUAUUUGGAAAGUAAUGAUGAGAAUCAAUUACAACUUAAAUUGGAAAAUCUUAUUAAACGUGAAGAAGAUAUGUUUAGAAACAGUAAUAAUAAUAGUACCAAUAAUAAUAGUAGUAAUAUUUAUCAAAGGAAAAGUAUUAAUGAUGGUCGGAUACCAAUCAAUGAUAAUCAAGCUAGUCACUCCACCACCGCUAAUAAUAAUAAUCCAGGAAGUAUUAAUCGAAACACAGUGACAUUGAAUUUACCAAGACAUUAUCAAUCGACUGAAUAUGAUAAUGAGGAAGAGUAUGAUAAUUCUUCAUUUGAUGAUAAAUUAUUCAUUAAUGAUAUUUUAAUGUCUAAAGUAUCUAAUAAAUAUGCCGAGGAUUAUGCAUCAACAUUUUAUAAACGGAAUUCUCAUGGAUAUAUGUUUAUUAAAGAACCUACCACCACAUUAAAAGUGAAUUCAACAGGGAAUAAAUCAUGGGUUCAAUUAAAGAUCAAAUUACCUCCUUUAACCACGAAUGAGAAUUUAAUUCAACCCUUGGAUACUUCAUUGGUGGCUAAGAAAUUAAAAGUUGAUAUCAAGCAAUUACCGUUAUGGAGACCUAUAAAUCUUAAUUCAUCUUCAGCAUCAUCAUCAUCAUCUAAUUAUGAUGGUGGGUCAGGAUCUUCUUCAUCGUCGUAUAGUUAUCAUCAAGGAGGAAAUAAACGUAUGGAUAAUGGCAAUGGCAAUGGGAAUGGGAAUGGAGGAGGUGGUAGUUAUGUUUCAAGUAAGAAACAUGACUUUAGAAAACCCAAGAACUUGAAUGUUUCGAAAAGGUUUGGGAAGAGAAAUUCAGAAUAG
Messenger RNA from Scheffersomyces coipomensis, 2232 nucleotides. RefSeq lists its product as uncharacterized. The record is from RefSeq and is a predicted model, not a curated record. Bases 1 to 2232 code for a protein of 743 amino acids. NCBI's taxonomy places the organism in Eukaryota, Fungi, Ascomycota, Pichiomycetes, Serinales, Debaryomycetaceae. The transcript has a single exon.